ACGUUCAUGCUUUAUUUCGAACACUCAUUCCAUCAAGCAACACAAAUGUGUGUUUUAACAGAACGAUUACGGUAUGUGCAUCACCAACCACUCAAUACAGCCACAAGCCAUCGAUGACUCUGAAAAAAUGUGAAACAACUCCCUGCUUCCCCCAAUGACACAGUUCUAUCACUUGAUCUACAGCUGUGCCAGGAGUACUCACGGGGCAUGGCCAGGCCAAAAGUUGCUGUGAUCGUGAUGCCAAAUGGAGCAGUAUUGAUUGAAUAAAACACCAAACCACUGCCGCCGUUUAUCACGCAAGAUGACAGCUGCUUUAGGUAGUUCAAUUACCAACUGGUACAUAUAACAGGGACACUUUGUGUUCAAUUGUAACUUGGAAGUGUAAGUAUGACACUACACAUCUGCCCCGUCCUCCAUACUGACACAUGACCAUGGAAACUGUCUGAGUGGGUAUAGUGGGAGCACCGAGAAAAACAAGUCAGAAGGACUUCAGUGAUGCUUCAAGCUGGACAACUGUUCCUGAUACUGCCAGAGACAAGACUCCAAACAGAGAAAAACACUGACCACACCAAACAGAUAUUUCACACUGGUGGCCAAUAUUCUUUGGUACCUCUUGUUCAUCAUAACAGUGAGACCAAGUGCCGCACACACAACCCCUGAGGACAAGAGCAAACACCAGCAGCAUCGACACUUCCUCUGACAAGCACCAAUUAGCCAAGUCACUUGAAAUUGACAAGCCAUCAUCUGACCAAGGAAAUCAACUCACUACUGGUACUUUACAUAAAGGAAUGUUUGCUAGCUUUAAAUCCAAUCAAACAUAUUUCUAAUAGGCUCGUUAAAGAUUGAAAUCAAUCAAAGUGAACUCAUUUGUUGACAGUGAGCAAUUGCUUGUUUUGAUGUUGUCAAUCGCUUGGCUGACUGACUGAGGGGCAUACACAGUGAAGAUUUCCUGUUGUUUGAUUGGAUGGUAGGGGAUUAUGACAAUGAGGAGGGUGGUCUGUGGACAUAUAACACUGCCAUGUUGAUGCUUAGCGCAGAUCAACUGGGAGUGUGUAGUGUACACAUGUGUUAACAAAUCAUGGAUUAGCACGUCAAUUUCAGCUGUGGCGAAAUUGACAUUUGUCUUUCUACUUUUAUGUACAAAUACAUGUAUUAAGCACACAUGGUUACAUAGGCACAGAUUCCUAAAUUGGAAAAGGGAUAGCUGUUUCUAAUACUGCAAUAUAUGUUUGUCACCACUGAAGUAGCUUUACCCUGAAAGUUUAACAAGAAGUGAAAAGUAUCCUCUUUGCAGGAAAUGGCUAUUACAAGAAACUAAUGAGUGAUUAACAGCGCAAUGGAUGCUCAAGCAAUCUUGUACAUAACAUUUGAGACUAUAAUAGGCCUCGUAUCUGUAGUAGGCAAUGGCCUCGUGCUUGUCGCUAUCUACAAGACACCCAAGCUACAGACGACUACCAACUGUUUCAUCGCUAGUUUGGCGCUGGCCGACCUUCUUGUUGGCAUUGUAGUCGCGCCUUGUGCUGCCCUCAGUUUUCUCAAUCUCAAAAUGGACUUCUACGCAUGUGUCUUCAUAAACUCUGUCAUAAUUCUUUUUACCCAAGUGUCAAUUUUUGGACUUUUAGCCGUCGCAAUUGAACGCUUUGUCGCCAUCAAACACCCGUUCCUGUACCAACGUGUGAUGACCGUUCCCCGUGCCAUCAUGGCCCUCGUUGUGACAUGGAUUUUCGCCAUCCUCGUCGGGCUGGUUCCGAUGUUCGGAUGGAAUUUGGGACAAACUGGCUACCAGACAUGCGGUUUCACAUUCGUCAUUGACAUGAAAUACAUGGUGUAUUUUAAUUUUUUUGGAUUUGUGAUUACGCCCCUGAUAAUUGUUAUGUUAAUCUACAUCUACAUCUUCAUCAUCGUCAAGCGGCAGAUGAGGCAGAUUGCCUCUCUCGAAGUGGCAGCAGAGGGAAAGAAGAAGAACAAGAAGUUCCUGAAGGAAAUCAAAGCAGCCAAGUCUCUUGCCAUGGUCAUCGGACUCUUCGCUGUGUGCUGGUUGCCUGUGCACAUCUCUAACACCUUAUCAUUGAUAUGUGGGAUGACCUGUUCGCCCCCUUACAAUUUCCUGCUAGCAGCGAUCGUGUUAAGUCAUGCUAACUCCGUGUUAAACCCCUUCCUGUAUGCCCAUGGCAACUCACAGUACAAGAACGCCUUCAGGAAAAUUUUCUUCUGUGGAGCCAGAACUGGUCAGUUAAAUACUGAUGAAAAUUCAGGGAUUAAUUCGAACAUGACCCGCGAUCAUGUUGAAACAAGAAAUGGCGCCGUUUCGUCAACAAUGGUAAAGUACUGAAAAUAUGAUCAAACAUCAAAUACUGUGACUACUAAAUAUCAACUAAAGUCACUACAGUUGUAUUUGUAGGAACUAUAAGGAUAUUGGUGAAAGCCAGGUAAGAUAAACAGAAUAUUUAGACCUUCCAACCUUACAAGGUACAUCUCUCCCUAUGACGAUUCUGGGAUAGAAUUGGUCCCCACCAACCAAUGAGACCAAUUGGAUCGGGCGAUCAGGCUUGGUUGAUAGCUUGUCAUCGUAUCCUGAUGGUGUGGAUCGUUGCUCACAAUAUCAACCACUGGAAUGGGGAAUUAUUUACAGGCAGACGUCAUAUAGCUGGAAUAUUGCUGAGAGCGACGUUAAAAAACAAACAAACGAAACGAAACUACACGGUUUCCUUUUCAAUUAUUCAUGAUGUCAUCUGCCCAUGUUCCUCUUGUUCAUUUUCAAUGAAUGUGCAUAAUAUGUGACCCGGAAUAUCUCCACCAUAUUACAAACGCAUAAUUUCAGAUAAAGCUGACCAACAUGUGUAUAUGAUAGAAUGUUGCUCACAAACAGGGCAGGUCCUAUGUUUGUUUUUUUGUUUGUUUGUUUGUAUAGACAAGUAUUUAUAAAUGUGUUGACACAUUGUCUUUUAGUACAGUUAUUUCGUUCUGAAGCAAAUAUGUAAAAUAUGUACAUAUUCAAAGGUAUUUGUUCAUUUAUGACAUUCAUAACUGUAUUGAGUUAUUGUGAGGGUGUGUUAAUUAGAGGCUUACAACGCAAUCAGACGAGGAAAUUAAUCUGAAGGCAUACCAGUCAAUUAGUGUGCACAAUAUGUAGUCAGUAACAGCUUGAAGCUUGAAUCUAUAGGCAACGUUAUAGGGAGUCAUAUCGACUGGGACUUGUCUAAAUUGUCUGCUACAGCAAUUGACAUAAUUUUCUCCAGUCUUCUAAUCAAAUUACCACUCUUUUGAAUGUACGAAAAAAAUUAUCAAUCUGGGAUAUAAUUCUUGAAGUAUUAUUUCUUAUUACGCCAACAAACUUAAGCUCUGAUAUUUUCCUGUACAGAAUGAGUUCUUAUUUAUGAUUAAUAUUAAUGUUAUUAACACAAAAUGCCAUUUAGAAAGUGGUCAAAUGUAACAAAUGUUAUAUUUAGGAUAACACAUUCUGAGUAAAGUACAGAUUCUCAUACUUUUGGACGGGACUCAACCCAAAAAGUAUGAGAAUCUGUACGUUACUAAGAGAGUGUUAUCCCAAAUAUAACAUUUGUAACAUUAAUGUUAUUCAUGAAGAAAAACAUACAAAGUUCAAAUUUUCUUUCUGGAAAAGAAAAGUUUGACCAUUGAAAGGGGUGUAAUGACUUUUAACUGGAGCAGGGGACUCUUAAACAGCAUCAAGCUUCAUUUAGAGGAUGAGUGAUUACAGUGGCAAACAUUCAAUUUUAUUUACAGCCAACUCUUGGCUCUAGGCAGUUGCCCAGAGGUGAAAACAUAGAAAUAGCUCCAGCUUUUCUAUAUUAACUUCAACAGGAAGUUGUUCAGUAUAGGUCAAGAGUUGUUAAACCUGAUGAAGUAGUGAUCUAUAAGUUCUAGUACUUCAUAGCCAGUUGUUCUACUUUUAGUCUAUAUUUUUAUCUUUCUCCCUCCUUCUACUAGAUAAAGAACUAGUCUCUGAAAAGAAACUAUUUUACCAAAAAGAAUUUUUUUUAUUAUCUUGAUAAAAUAUAAUCAAAGGGAGCCAAGAGAAGUGCUUUCAUUUUCAUUGAAACUGCAGUAAACCAGACUUGCCAGCUAUUAUAGAAGUGCAUGGGCUGUUUUGGAUAUACAGUUGUAUUUGUUUCAGGGUCUGUAAGACUGGCUAUUUUGGAUAUACAGUUGUAUUUGUUUCAGGGUCUGUAGGACAGACUCUCCUGCUCUUGACACUCAUUUUUUACACAAAAUUAAAAAUUGAUAUUUUUCUAUGGAGAUUACUUUUACAGUUUGAUUGUUCAUAAAUACAUGUUUUGUGAGCUUGUUUUCAAUAAAUACAUACAUGCUGCACUUGACUGAUAUGCCAUAUGUAAUUGUUUGACACAAUCAAUCUCUGAAAACAAAUGAACUCAUCAUAUUAAAAAGCGCCACCUAAGUAAAUUAGAAGCGCCCAGGGCACUUAUUACAGUGAAUACGGUAAUCAAUCUUACAAUUCCAAAUAUAAUUAUAAUGGAUUGAAUGAGAGGAUUAAGUCGCAUACUAGAAAACAAUGUGAAUGUAUGUCUGUUCCUUCUGUUUUUGCCAUUGGUGUAAUGUCUUUGACGGGUCAGUGGCGUUGUUUGACACACGGCAAUGUCCACUUGUCACAACAGGAUCACAGUCUGCUAACUAUAACACUGUUGUACAUAGCAUGUCAUUGGACAUUCUUGGAAUACUCAGUUAUUUUGUUGACACAAAUAAAGACUUAGAUCUCGGU
Messenger RNA from Haliotis rufescens (red abalone), 4738 nucleotides. RefSeq names its product adenosine receptor A3-like. The record is from RefSeq and is a predicted model, not a curated record. The coding region runs from base 1337 to 2332 and encodes 331 amino acids. NCBI's taxonomy places the organism in Eukaryota, Metazoa, Mollusca, Gastropoda, Lepetellida, Haliotidae. Gene Ontology annotation, molecular function: G protein-coupled adenosine receptor activity. Gene Ontology annotation, biological process: G protein-coupled adenosine receptor signaling pathway. Gene Ontology annotation, cellular component: membrane. The transcript has 2 exons.